AUGAACCUCUGUUUGAUACUAGUCUGCCUCCCUCUGAUCCACGCCCAGUACGGGAAUGGACCAAGUAGUUCCACAGAAACUACCAUGGAGACAAGCGCAAGUCCAACGCCAACCUCGUCUUCAGGUGCUGUUCACACUGUCGACGUGGGCGAGGAUGGCUUUACCUAUGACCCUGACACUGUCACUGCCGCCGCGGGAGAUACGGUCGAGUUCCAUUUCUACCCUGGUGACCACUCGGUGGUGCAGGCUACCUUCUCCAGCCCCUGCAAACCUCUAAACGAUUCAAGUAUAUACAGCGGUUUCUUGAUGGGAACUGCCGAUGGAAACCAAGACAUAUUUACCGUGACUAUCAAUGAUACCAACCCAGUCUGGUUCUACUGUGCUCAGAUCGGACACUGUCAGGCCGGCAUGGUUGGAGUCAUUAAUCCACCGUCCGGUGGUUCCGAUACGCUUGAUGCUUUCAAAUCAGCAGCAUCAACUGCCAGUGCUGCUCCAACGCCGUCUGCUGUUAACGGAGGUGUUUUUGGGAAGCCAAGCGAGACAACAUCGUCAGCUUCGAGUAGCAGCUCGACCAGUACUUCGGAGCCUACUUCGGAGCCCGCCCCAAUGAGCGAGGGUUCAUCUCUUCGCGUCUGGCGGGACUUGAGCGUAGUUCUUGGGCUGUCUGUUUUGGUUGGUAUAUGCAUGAUGUAG
Messenger RNA from Aspergillus versicolor CBS 583.65, 693 nucleotides. Its product is annotated as cupredoxin domain-containing protein. The coding region runs from base 1 to 693 and encodes 230 amino acids. Lineage: Eukaryota; Fungi; Ascomycota; Eurotiomycetes; Eurotiales; Aspergillaceae. The record is from RefSeq and is a predicted model, not a curated record. The transcript is spliced from 3 exons. Gene Ontology annotation, molecular function: electron transfer activity.